UUUAUUUACAUAGCCCCGCCUACCGUCGCCUGAGCCCCGCCCUUCGCUCAUAGUCCCCCGCACCCCCCUCCCGGUGCUUUUCCGGGCUGACUCGCGGUGCACUCUGGGAACACCACCGGACAGCGUAAUGGCGGCGACGAGGCGGUUGCAGAAGGAGUUGACGGACAUUCGUACUUCCGGGAUGAAGAACUUCCGGAACAUCUUGGCGGAGGAUUCCAACAUUCUGCUGUGGCAUGGCCUCAUCGUGCCGGACAACGCGCCGUACGACAAGGGCGCGUUCAGGAUUGAGAUCAACUUCCCGGCAGAGUACCCCUUCAAGCCGCCCAAGAUCACUUUCAAGACCAAGAUAUACCACCCCAACAUCGACGAGAAGGGGCAGGUCUGCCUGCCCAUCAUCAAUGCCGAAAACUGGAAACCGGCCACCAAGACUGACCAAGUGAUCAACGCCCUUGUCGCGCUCGUGAACGACCCGGAGCCAGAGCACCCCCUGCGUGCCGACGUGGCGGAGGAAUACACCAAGGACAGAAAAAAGUUCCUCAAGAACGCUGAAGAAUUUACCAAGAAAUACAGCGAGAAGCGACCGUCCGACUAGCACCUCACGAACACAAGUUCUACUGCCCUCUCGCCACCCCUCCUACCAUCCCCUCCCCUAACCCACUGACCCUCCUGCUCCACUCUUCAUCCUCCUCCCCUUCUCAAUCUCCUCUCCACCUCCCCCGCUCUUCUCAUCUUCUUCCACACCCCCUCCCCAAACCCAACCCAACCCUCCCAUUGCUCCCUCGCCUCGUCCACGGCUUAACCCUAACCCGCCGGCCAUAAUUCAAACCUCACAGCACCCACCGUUUCCUGCUGCCAAGCGGCUGAGCUCAGCCUGCAUCUCCACCACGCCCCUCCCGUGUUGGCGCCGUCUUUUCGGCGAGGCUGCGCGGUUUGAUGCUCACCUCUCCCCCUCUCGCACCAUCUCCUUUCCUCCUCCCCCCUGCUCUCCCGCGGGACUUUGCGACUGCACGUGCGCAGAACCAAUGUGUGGAUUGGAACACAUUAAGAAAUGAAGCUUGAAAUUUAUGACAUUUAAAAAACACACAAAGUCCCCUUGAUUGGUUGUGGCGCUGAGAAGGUUCGGGUUUUUGCGGGCAUUUUGAGUGGUUGGCUCAUGGUGGUGGUGGUGAUCGUUGUGUUGGUUAUAGUGGUUGUGGUGAUGGUGGUUUUGAUGAUUGUUGUGGUGGUGGUGGUGGUGGCGGCGGUGGUGGAAAAGUUCAAACUUGACCCAAAUGUCGACAUGGUCCUGUGCCAUUUUACCCACAAUGCUCUCUUGCUCAAGUUGACGGCCCCCACAUUGAUGCACUGUGCAGUGAAAGUGGCACGAACCAAACGCUAACAUCCAUCAAGCGGCCAUAUCUAACUUGUACAAAAAAAUACAUUAUCAUCAGCUGUGCAUUAUCUACCGCUUUCCAUUGCACGUGACAACAGCAGUGAUGCAAUGGGUUGAGGGCAUGGGUUUUCGUGUUAACAUCUCCUCACUGGGGUUAUGACCCCUCCAUUGCAAGACCCUUGGGGGUUGGGGGUCAUGUACUGGGAAUCUUGACUUCCAAAUUAGAAUUUACUCGGCAGCUCUUGAGACGUUUCUGUCUCUAGACACGUCUUGUAAAGUCGACCCUUUUUGUGUACCCAGCGUGAAAUCAUUCUCUUGUGCACAAUGGAGAGAUGUCGUUCGCUGCUGUUGACAAACGCAGUUGUGAGCGGAUGAUGCCCACCCACACAGCCCUCUGCCCCUCACCCUGCACCGCUCGCUCACCCACUUACCCCGCUCAUCUGUCCCGUAUCGUCCCCUGUGUAGAUCGUCCUUCCGUUUUCCAAUGUUUUACUCGCGUCUCCGUGCCUCCAUCCUCCGGUCUUUGUCUUCUCUCGUGUGCUCGCUCUCUAAAUUUUUCUCCCCACAUCUCCCUGCCUCUGUUAAACUACCGUCCCAGUUUACUGGCUUCGCGUGCAUUUUUUAAAAAAUUUAUUUCACGGAUCGCUGGCACUCAAAAUCGAAAUCUUUAUUUAGACUGGAGACUUGUACGGCCGAUGGCUGCUGCUGUGCGCUUAUAAAUUAGCGGCACAGAGCUUGCGUGGUUAUAUAAAUACUAUAUAUACGUACGUGUACAUCCCGCUUAAGUGGCUUGUGUGUUCGGGCGAGAUCUCGUUGGAUUACACAUGACUCGGCGCGCCCACCUCCUGCCCCUCUCCAUCCCCCCCCCCCCUGCCCUCCCGACUCAUACGCUCAAACCCGUGUGUGCAAAGCUUAAUGCCUCCGCACUUAGCCUCUGCUUUAUUAUUGUGGGAUUUGGUUCGUCUCUUUUUCGCAUUAAAAAGGAGAUGUGUAGAAAUGUCA
This is a messenger RNA of Petromyzon marinus (sea lamprey), 2374 nucleotides long. It is a transcript of the gene UBE2L3, whose product is annotated as ubiquitin conjugating enzyme E2 L3. The record is from RefSeq and is a predicted model, not a curated record. NCBI's taxonomy places the organism in Eukaryota, Metazoa, Chordata, Hyperoartia, Petromyzontiformes, Petromyzontidae.